Messenger RNA from Parastagonospora nodorum SN15, 234 nucleotides. RefSeq lists its product as hypothetical. Gene Ontology annotation, molecular function: protein binding. The record is from RefSeq and is a predicted model, not a curated record. Lineage: Eukaryota; Fungi; Ascomycota; Dothideomycetes; Pleosporales; Phaeosphaeriaceae. The coding region runs from base 1 to 234 and encodes 77 amino acids. The transcript has 2 exons.
AUGUUCGACGACCCGACGCUGUCCAACAUCAAAAUCAAACAGAUCAGCAACGGAAAGACGCGCGAGUACUUCAGACACAAGGCUAGACUAUGCGCUGAUUCGGAUUUCUUUAUUAAUUCGUUCACUAUUGGAUUCAAGGAAGCCAGCAAUACCGCAGUGGAGGUCCAUGACAAUGACCCAGAUCAUUUUGAAUCCGCGCUCAAAUUCAUCUACACACUCGAUUACGAUUUCUAG